AGAAUACGACACCCCAAGCUUUAAUAUCCAUUUGGAUUACAGUAAAUUGUUUUCACUAUAAAAAUGUCGAAAGCGCGACGCCGUAAAGCAGGGUUUCUCAACUUCAGCAACUUUAAUUCUAGGAGUUGAAGUCCACACAUCAUAAAAGUUGUUGAAGUUAAGAAACGCUACCAUAAAGAAUAGCGGUGGACCCGACCGAGCUUCUGUAGGUGUCCUUUCUACAGGAAGUUUCGCCAUUUAUUUAAUCUAUGGAAGGAAGGAGAUAUUGUGUCACUCGCCGGAGAGUGAGUACUUAGUUCAUCGGCCGUUGCCUUUAGUUCCUGCGUCUCGUCCUCUUGGUGUCCCUAUGAGCGCCAGCGAUGCGGUCGUUGGUGGGCUUCUUGCUGGUCCUGGGAACGGCCACGUCGGGCCUUUAUUUGCUAUCUGCUCGGCUGCCUGAGGGGCCGCGCGCGGGAAGCGGGUCAUUAAAAUUCCCUUCAGAUCUAGAGGAACUACAAGAGCUUGCAGAGUUUCUACAGUACUACAAUAAGGAGCACCAUGCAUAUGUGAUUCUGCUGUUCUGCAGUGCUUACCUAUACAAACAAAGUUUUGCCAUACCUGGCUCUAGCUUUCUGAACAUCCUUGCUGGGGCUCUCUUUGGACCAUGGAUGGGACUUCUGUUAUGUUCUGCUUUAACUUCUGUGGGUGCUACAUGUUGCUAUGGACUGUCCAAUAUUUUUGGGAAAAACUUUGUUACCUACUAUUUUCCUGAUAAAGUUACCAUGCUUCAGAGGAAGGUAGAAGAAAAUAGACAUUCCUUGUUCUUCUUCUUGUUAUUUCUGAGGCUGUUCCCCAUGACUCCAAAUUGGUUUUUGAAUCUUGCAUCUCCAGUCUUGAACAUCCAUGUUACUCAGUUCUUCUUCUCUGUUCUCAUAGGACUGACUCCCUAUAAUUUUAUCUGUGUCCAGACAGGCUCAGUACUUUCACAGAUAUCUUCCCUGGAUAACAUUUUCUCCUGGAGUAAUUUAUCCAAGAUGUUGGCUAUAGCCAUGAUGGCAUUAAUUCCUGGGACUCUUAUUAAGAAAUUCAGUCAGGAACAUCUCAAAGUAGACAAAAGUUAGCAGAAAAUUCACUUGCUGAAUGGAAGAAGAUACAACUGAAUAGGCGACCCAUGAAUAGAUGUCAAAUACUGUGGAAUUCUAUUUAAGGGAGAAUUGAACAAAUUUUUUUGAACCAGCAGUUCUGUUGUCAUUGAACUUUGGAUUCCUUACCACUACCUUAGGCAUCUUCUUUUGGAAAUGUAUAAAGAUGAGUCUUUUAAAAAUACUGUUUUAAAAAAAGAGCUGAGACUGGUAUGUCCCACUUUAUAGUUACUUGUGAUCCAAUUUAUCCAGAAUCCAGAAUUUGGGGGACCAAAUGGACUUGCAUUCACUGAUUUGAGGUAUUAGAGGCUAUAAAUUUUAAGGAAAUCUAAAUCUUAGCAUCGGUGAGGAAGUAAGCCUGAAAUUGCUUGCUAGAUGAACAGCAAGUGGUUGCACAUGAAGCAGUUGAAAUGCAGUAUCUGGACCACGUAUUGAUUUGACUGAAUAAUGGCACUGAUACAUGAAUUGUGUUUCCUCAAGAAAUGCAGUUAAAUUUUGUAUUAUUUCCUUUUCAUUUGUUGGGACAUCACAAAGAAGAAAAGUCUUACAACUGCAGACAUGCAGGAAUGGCUUAUCUUGUCUUUCCAAAUAGUAAAAUGUUUAAUAAAUAUCUUCUUUUCUUUAUGAUUUCCAGUAUAAGUUAACAUGAAGUGACUGUGGGAAAUCUAGAAGACUUCAUGUUAAAUACUUGUUGAAAUACUAUAAUGUUCUUGGUAGUAAUAUGCCUCAUGGAAAAUUGCAUUCUUCAGAUUUCAAAGCAAAAUCUUUACCUUUACAAAAUUACGUUGUAUUGAGCAGAAAAGAACAUACUUUGAAUAUAAUAAUUGAAAUUGUUAUAUGGCUAGUUUGUUCAGUCCAACGUUUCAGAGCUGGGAAAAUCCUCUUAAGAAUGUGGCCAUUGUUCUUAAUCCAAGUGUUAGUUAACAGCUACCAUUUUGCCAUUUUCCUCUGAAUUUCCUGUUUGAAAAUGGCCUUGGUCUUGCUCAAUAAGAAACUUGUCUCUGGGUCAGGCUGCAGCUUCAGAAAGCAGGAAAGAGCCUUGUUUGGUCCUUUCUGCAUUGGAAAAAAGAAUUGCAUAGAAGACUAGAUGUUAACAAAAAAGGUAAGACAAGUCCUUUUUUGCCUGAUGUCUGCAGUGACCUCAGCUUGCCAUUUCAGAAAUCAAAGCAAGCAGAAGUUUCAGUAUCAGCUAUUGGAUUUUCUGUGAAAAUUCCUCUAGUUUAUUUGAGGUGGGUCUCUGCUAUCCUCUAACCAAGUGUUAGUGUUGUAUUAAAUAUGUCAGCCUUCAUAGCAAACUUCUCAGGAUGGCAGCUACUGAUUCUUUGUACAUGCUGUAUGCCAAAAAAACAGUAAUAAAAGAAGAUCUGACAAAUAUACUGUGGCAAGUUGUAACUGAGAGGAACAGUGAUUUGCAUUAGUCUGAGCAGCAGUUGUCUUAAGCACCCUAUUUUUUCUUUUUUAAUAAUACUUCUUGCCAGGUAAAAGGUAGUGAAAACUAUUCAUGUAGCCUGUUUACUUUAUAGACAUAUUUAUUGGAUAAAUGGUAGUGAAAACAGUUGGUAGUUUGAUGAAAUGCCUUCACAUAAUGCCAUAUGAGACAGUAUAUAUAUGCUGGUGUUUUGUUAUAACCAGGCCUUCAUCGGCUACCUCCUUUCAACUGUACAUGCCAAAUAAUGAAGAAAAAACACCGCUCAGACUUCAUUUCCAGGUGCUUAUCUUUUCCUUCAGCAAGAAACAGCAGGCCAGCAUGCAGAAGGCUUAAUUUAGCUCCAUCUAUAUUAUGUUGUAAGGCUGACAUUUUGGUAUUCUCGGUGUAUCCUCAGGAGACAGCAUUAGUAGGCUGAUAUUAUAAUAAAUACUCCUUACAAGAGGGGCUAUAGAGAGGAACAAGAAUUAUAUUCACAUCCAUGUUGUCCUUUAGUAGCAACAGACACACUUAACCGAGGUGAAAGUUUGAAAUGUCAAGGCCUGCAUUUAUAUGGCACUUACUAUACAGAAUAUGCUGACAGACAGACAGGCAGGCAGUUUGUCAGCAAACUGUCUCCUUACAGCUUGAAAACUAUAACUGUAGUGUAAAGAAAAAGGGAUCAUUUUGAGUAGGCACAACUAUACUUUUUGAGUCAUACACUUAUGUUCAAAAUUGAAGCUGCACACACACUUGACAUAUGAGCCUGUAAACACAUGAUGAGGUACACUGGCUUUUAUUCCAUGCAUCUAUUUGAUAGUCAGAUUUGUUCCCAAUUGUUAUACACUGUUCAAUACAAAAAGAAAUCAAGUUUGCCUCAAAGUAGGGAGAAAGACAGCACAGAAGAUAAAAUUAUAAUUUUGUAUGACAUAUAAACGUAAUAAUUUCCACGAACCAUUAGCCAACAUACCGACUACCAUAUUGGACCCAGCAAGUAAGAAUACAGUAUAAGAAUCAUGAAAAUAUGCCAAAGAAGCCUUUUCAAUCAAAAGCUAUCUCUGGUUUGCAUUGCUUAUUCUUAUGCUGUGCUACUGUCAACCCCUUAAUCAGGUAGUUACAAUAUUGUAAUGCCCUUGUACAGAACAGUCAUAACACAGCAAGAAAACACACUAAUUCACACAUGGCAAUACUGUGUCAUAAACUAAAUUAAAUGAUUUGAUUUAUGGCUUUUGGUUUGAAAAGUUUAAUCUAAGAACUAAAUCUAGAUUCUGCUAUUCCUUUGUAAUCUGUAAGAUUCUAUCAAAGAAUUAAUACAAAAACAGUACUAUUUCCCUUUCCUAUUACAAGACUGCACCAUUUCUUGUGCUAGCUGGCUCUAUGAAUGAAAACUCAAUAUAAUAUGUGAAACAACAUGGUGGCUCCCUUUUCUUCCAGUAAACACAACACUUGCUUCCAAGGAAAGAGGAGAGUUAAUAUUCUCUGUUUCUUAGUAUCAGUUCCCAUAGUUCUGAUCGCAUCUCUUAAUGUUUAGUGCUGUGGAGCACUGUUCCAGAAACAAAAAUAGUACUUUUUUUAUUGGACCUGCAGAAUAGAGCAGGCUUUUCAAAAUGCCCAAAGUCACCUGAGAAUGUUUCCACAUUAAAAAAUGUUUAAUCCUCACAUUUAAAAGAAAGCCUUAAAAAUGUAACCAGCAUAUUCUAGAACAUCAACUA
Molecule: messenger RNA, 4238 nt
Organism: Python bivittatus (Burmese python)
Lineage: Eukaryota; Metazoa; Chordata; Lepidosauria; Squamata; Pythonidae
Gene: TMEM41A
Product: transmembrane protein 41A
Source: RefSeq, a predicted model, not a curated record